GGCUGGCACGCGUUUCUGACUGUUGGACAAAGUGCCGACAAUAAAGGAUGAGGCGAGUACAUGCAUGGAGCUACUAUGGUUUCAAUUCAUUUUGAGAACCACUAGCAAGCCCAACAGCUGGAUACAAGGGACACGAGAGUACUAUAUACGCGCAAUGUAUAUUGUUUGAAAUAUUUCUGUGAAGUUGCCGCAGAAUUCUGUCCACUUCUAGCCGUUGAGCAAGUCACUCAUUGUCAUCCAUAGAGGAAAUCUAAGCUAUCACUGAGGUGCAUAUAACCACAGAGAAAAAAACAAACCUAUGUUUUCUUGGGAAUACGAGAGCAGAGGCAGAUUUGACACUAGGCCUACAUAUUGAUAGCCAGUAUUAUUAAGUUCAGUGUCAGGUCAUUUGGGCACGUACGAACACACCGCACUAAUCCAGUUUCUGAACAAGCAAAGAGAUGCAAUAAUAUUAAUCGAAGUGGAAAGGGAACGCUACCUUUUAUUUUUUUUAUAAAACCUAAAUUGAAAGCUGAAGGGGAAGUACAAUUUUUUUAAUAUUUUUUUUUUAUUAUAAAUCUUAGACACAGUUUACUCCUCAACCUAAUUCAUUUGUUUACAAUUUUAAAGUGUAGGCUCUAUGUUAAACCAUUACACAUUCAURAAAUGGAAAAAAGGCACACAUCUCAUGACAUUCAUCCCACAUGUGCCAUUGAAACCAGUCCAAUUCAAUGGGGAAGUGCAGAUUCAAGUCUAGUAGGUGUCUCUCACUUGAACGUUAGCUUAGCAUAGGUUAGCCUAGCUAAUUUAGCCUAGUGUGGGUUAGCCCAGUAUUGGUUAGUCGAGCUAGCGUAGUUGGUGACCCUUGACCUCUAACCCUUGACCCCCAUUCCUCCAAGACCCAAUAAUGGCGUCGGUACGGUUCACGGUGACGCCCACCAAGGCCGAGGACCUUCCGGGACUGUCGGACACCUCGCCGGACAUCAGUUCCCGGUCCAGCGGCCGCGGCCACGUACGUUUUGGCUCGCGGGAGAGUGUGAACCGCAGUGAACCGCUAAGCGAGGGGUCGGGAGGGCUCACCACAACUGGUGAAAACGAGACGCCUGACAGGACCAGCACAGAGCAAGGAGAUGGCAAUGCCAAAAUGUCCAAUGUCUACAUCAACAACAGUCAUGGGGUGGACGAUGAUGACUUCUACGACCGAAACUUGGCUCUCUUUGAGGAGGAGAUGGACACUAGGCCGAAGGUAUCUUCCCUCCUCAACCGUCUGGCCAACUACACCAACCUGACCCAGGGGGCCAGGGAGCACGAGGAGGCAGAGAGCAUAGGAGAGAAGAGAAAGGCCCACAAGUCUCCCCAGAUGGGUACGUUCAUGGGGGUGUACCUGCCAUGCCUGCAGAACAUCUUCGGGGUGAUCUUGUUCCUGCGUCUCACCUGGGUGGUGGGAACUGCCGGUGUGCUGCAGGCUCUCUGCAUCGUCUUCAUAUGCUGCUGCUGCACUUUACUGACUGCUAUCUCAAUGAGUGCCAUCGCCACCAAUGGAGUUGUACCAGCGGGUGGUUCCUACUUCAUGAUCAGUCGUUCUCUGGGGCCAGAGUUUGGGGGGGCGGUGGGGCUGUGCUUCUACCUGGGCACCACUUUCGCCGGGGCCAUGUACAUCCUGGGAGCCAUCGAGAUCCUGCUGAUGUACAUUGCCCCGUGGGCGGCCAUCUUUGUCUCCAGCGGUCCGGACGGUGAGGGAGCAGCCAUGUUGAACAACAUGAGGGUCUACGGCUCAAUCUUCCUCCUCCUCAUGGCGUUACUGGUCUUUGUCGGCGUCAAAUAUGUCAACAAGCUGGCGUCCGUCUUCCUGGCCUGUGUCAUCAUCUCCAUCCUGUCCAUCUACACCGGAGCGCUGGUCUCCGCCUUCAGUCCGCCCACUUUCCCGGUGUGUAUGCUGGGUAACCGUACCCUGUCAGGACACAUCCUCCAUGAUAGUCCCUGUGCCAAGACCACCCUGCCCAAAGAACCACCCAGACCUGUGGAUACCAACCUCACACUCGCUGGAAACGGCACGGUGCCCUCAACCUUUGAUCCCUCCCUGCCCUCCUCUGAGGCGACCACGGCCCUGUGGCUGCAGUUCUGUGAAGGCCCAGACCUCAACGCUUCCUGUGACUACUACUUUAACCUCAGCAACAUCUCUGAGAUACCUGGCAUACCAGGCCUGUCCAGUGGAGUUAUCACAGAGAACAUAUGGAGUGUUUACCUCAGUAAAGGGGACGUCCUGGAGAAAGGGUCACUCCCCUCGCCCAGACCCGUCCACCCACCCACCAAUCGGCUGCCAUAUGUCUUCGCUGACAUCACCACCUCCUUCACGCUAUUGGUGGGAAUCUUCUUCCCCUCAGUCACAGGUAUAAUGGCUGGUUCUAACCGGUCUGGGGACCUGAAAGACGCUCAACGCUCCAUCCCCAUAGGAACCAUCAUGGCCAUCCUCACUACCUCCCUUGUCUACCUGAGCAGUGUGGUACUGUUUGGAGCCUGCAUCGAAGGAGUGGUGCUCAGAGACAAGUUUGGAGACUCUGUAAAGGGGAACCUGGUAGUGGGCACCUUGUCUUGGCCCUCCCCCUGGGUCAUUGUGAUUGGCUCCUUCUUUUCGACGUGCGGCGCUGGCCUCCAAUCACUGACGGGCGCUCCCCGCCUCCUCCAGGCCAUCGCCAAGGACAACAUCAUCCCUUUCCUCAGGGUGUUUGGUCAUGGCAAGGCUAAUGGAGAGCCUACCUGGGCUCUGCUCCUGACAGCUCUGAUAGCUGAGCUGGGAAUCCUCAUUGCUUCUCUGGACCUGGUUGCACCCAUCCUCUCCAUGUUCUUCUUGAUGUGCUAUCUGUUUGUGAACCUGGCCUGUGCUCUGCAGACGCUGCUGAGAACCCCCAACUGGAGACCACGCUUCUCCUACUACCACUGGACCUUGUCAUUUUUGGGUAUGAUCAUCUGCUUGGCGCUGAUGUUCAUAUCGUCAUGGUACUAUGCUAUUGUUGCUAUAGUGAUUGCUGGCAUGAUCUACAAAUACAUCGAGUACCACGGGGCAGAGAAGGAGUGGGGCGAUGGUAUCCGGGGUCUGUCCCUCAGCGCUGCUCGUUACGCCCUCUUGAGGUUGGAAGAGGGACCACCACACACCAAGAACUGGAGACCCCAGCUCUUAGUUCUAUUGAAGUUAGAUGAGGAUGCAUAUGUCAAGUCUCCCCGCCUGCUAACCUUUGCAUCUCAGCUGAAGGCAGGUAAAGGUCUGACCAUCGUAGGGACCGUCAUCACUGGAAACUACCUCCAUAGCUACGGAGAGGCACUGGCUGCAGAACAGACUCUGAAGCACCAGAUGGACAAGGAGAAGGUGAAAGGGUUCUGUCAGUGUAUUGUGGCUAACAAGGCCAGGGAGGGCAUCAGUCACAUGAUCCAGUCCAGUGGGUUAGGAGGGAUGAGGCACAACACUGUGGUUAUGGGCUGGCCCCUGGCCUGGAGGCAGAGUGAGGAUCCACAGUCCUGGAAGACCUUUAUCAACACGGUGCGUGUGACGACAGCGGCCCACCUGGCCCUACUUGUGCCCAAGAACAUCUCUCUGUUCCCCGGCAACAGCGAGCCGUGUGCGGAGGGAUACAUUGACGUGUGGUGGAUCGUCCACGACGGGGGCAUGCUCAUGCUACUGCCCUUCCUGCUGAGGCAACACAAGGUGUGGCGUAAGUGUGCGAUGCGUAUCUUCACGGUGGCUCAGAUGGAGGAUAACUCUAUUCAGAUGAAGAAGGACCUGGCUACGUUCCUCUACCACCUCCGCAUAGAGGCUGAUGUUGAAGUGGUGGAGAUGCAUAACAGUGACAUCUCAGCCUACACCUAUGAGAGGACUCUUAUGAUGGAGCAGAGGUCUCAGAUGCUCAGACAGAUGAGGCUGUCCAAGUCUGACCGAGAGAAAGAGGUGCGGAGGCCGCAACAAGCCCAGUUGGUAAAGGAUCGUAACUCCAUGCUUCGGCUAACCAGCAUUGGUUCUGACGACGAUGAAGACACCGACGGGGGUGGAGGCCCCACAGGAAAUGCCGAAAAGGGAGGAGGAGCAGCCGGAGGAAGGGAGAGGGAUGGAGGGAUGUCAGCCUCGGAGAACAGACGAGUCCACAUGACCUGGACUAAGGAGAAGGCCCUGCAGUACAGAGCUACACACUCCGGCUGUAGUACGCCAGAGGGCUUCAGAGAUAUGCUCAGUAUCAGGCCGGACCACUCCAACGUGCGGCGGAUGCACACGGCCGUCAAGCUCAACGAGGUCAUCGUCAACAAAUCCCAUGAUGCUCGGCUGGUCCUGCUCAACAUGCCGGGACCGCCACGGAACCCAGCCGGAGACGAAAACUAUAUGGAAUUUCUGGAAGUUCUAACUGAGGGAUUGGAACGCGUCCUAUUGGUCAGGGGUGGAGGAAGUGAAGUCAUCACCAUCUACUCCUGAUUUGCUCACACAAACCAGCUAUGUCAGAGCAGCCAAUCACAUGGAAGAGAAUGCUAAGGGAGGUGGGGCUAAGGAGCCCUGGGGGUGUGGCCCCUCUGUCAGACAGCGCAAAGAUGGACUGUCAUUGGCUGCAGCUUGGAUAAACCCCUCCCAUCUCUCCGCUGUCAGUCAUUAUUCCUAGGCUUCCCCAUUCCACUAAAGACAAGCUACAAAAAGCCAACACGAUUCAUCAAGUGAACAUUGAGCGAGAGUUCUCAUAAUGUGUGUCUAAGUGUAUGAGAGAUUUUCAUCUCAACAUAUAAUACAAAAAGGACCAGCCCACGUGACCAGACCAGGAAAACUCCUGGUUAUAGCUGAUAACUAGGGCCCUGAGUUUUCCUCCUGAUCAGGUCACAUGGUCAGGAAAAACUCCUGGCCCCCCACAUAAUGCACAAUAAUAUACAGCAGUGGGAUCAGGGACCAGUGUUUAUGUCCCAAAUGGCACCAUGUUCCCCAUAGUGCACUACUUUUGCACUAAAUAGGGAAUAGGGUGCGAUUUUGGACUUACAGUGUGUAGUAUGAGCCUGUGUGGACCAAUGGAUGAUAGUCAUAAUCUAGUAGACAGACAGACCAUAUAGAAUCUAGAACACCCUGAAACAGUGAGUGUUCCACUGAGUGACUCAGGGGUUAGUUAUAGUAAACGACAACAGGCAGUCUUUUCCAAAAUCCACUUGUCUAACAUGCUAGAGUGAAGCUGUGCAUUCUACGUAGUAUGGAUUAUUGGAACGCAGACCUGAUGAUGAGUGGAUUGUGUGGUACGAGUGUGAGAAAAUGUGUACUUUGUAUGUAUGUACAUUGUGUAGGCUAGAGCUAGACAGAGAAUGGACUUGGGUUCAUAUACUAUUUGAAAUAAUUUUAAAUACUUGAGCUAUGCUUGAUGGAACUAACAGAAUAGUGCCAAAACAUGCAAACCCAACGUUUGGUAUUGGUGUCUCCAACCAGGCAAACUAAAGCAGACAGACGCUCAAGAAGAAACAUUUUAAAUAGUACCCAGGUUUUGUGAUGAUAAGUUAUAAUAGCCUGCUGGUCUCUGAUCUGUAUUUGGGUCAUUAUCAUUAAACCAGUUUUAAAAUGUCUGUACCAAAUUGAGUUACAAAACCAUGAUGCAUCUUCAAAAAUCAACUAUCAUUCUGAAGAAUAAGAUGUCUAGUUUUGGGGAAAGUGUUUUAUUUGAAAUAAAUGUUACAUUUUCAUCCCAAAUUCUCAUUACCGAAAUGCGUCUGGAUUAAAUUCUCUGGUCUAUUAAAAAAAUAAUCUUUACAAAAAUUUAACCUAUUUGAAUAAAACACCAAAUAUGUUGCUGUAGUUUGUCCAUAAAUCAUAGAAAUGGUAUACUAGUUGGAGUUUACAUUAAAGUAUAAUAUUUAUUAAGUACAAAUGGACGUUUCAUUACUUAUUCAAGUUCCUGUAAAACAUUUUUAAUAAAGUUUUAUUCACCCAUGAUGCAUAAUCUAGAGGAGUAGUCCUUAUAUGAGCACAAGUUGUUAAUUUAUUAGCUUGUAUGCCUUCAGAAUAAGGUUCUUCUUCUCAAACCCCCCCUUUACCCCACUUGGCCUUCUCAUUACUGAAAUGGCUGAAGAGCUCAAAUAGGGGGGGAAAAGUAAGAUUUUGUAUUUUAUAAUAAUUGUAUAAUUCUAUUUUCAGUGUUAUGUUUAACUCGGGCCUUUUCAUUAGGGAAGACAUUUAAAAAAAAAAAUCUAAAUAUUGAUUUGUUUAUGACUUUUUUUUACUUUUAAAACUGUUACGGUAAUGACAAUUUUGUGAAACUGUUGGUAAAAUGCAUCAUAUCUGAUCAAAAAACUAUUAUGAAAUAGAUAAGUACAUAUCCUAAUCUCAUUGAUUUCAAGAGGAUAUUUUGUGAAAAAUUACAACAUUUUGGCGGACAGUUUUGUGAAAAUGACCCAUUUGCUAUAGCCAACUCCUCUAACUAUACAGCCAUAGGAGUUAGUUAAAGCAUAGACAGAUCUGGGACCAGGCUGUCCUUGAGUAGAGAGCGGUGUGAGUAAGACAUUUGUAGUUCAGGACUUGGACUGCAUAAAGGUACAUGUGUUGACAGCAAAGGCUCCUAGUUUAGGUGAAAAUUAUGAUGAUGCAGUGUCUAUUCCCUAGAUGUGUUUUCUCAAGGCGGGUCCCCAAAUCAAGGCCUACCAAGUCAAAUCAAGGCCUACCAAGUCAAUAUCAAGGGGGUGAUUCACUUUAAACACAACAGUAGUCAAUUGAAACCAAAUUAUUUUAGGCCUGCCCUGCCUGGUAGGUGAAACACUUGAGUGAGAGAGGUGUGGAAGGUUUUAAGUAUGUAAGGAAUGGAUUGAAGUAUUGUGAAUGAGUAACAGUGUUGUAGGUAGCCAUAUUAGGUGGGGGGGGGGGGGGGGUUAUUGUUGCACACUGGACCACCGUUGUAAAGAGACCAUUACCCUGCAUGCUGUUUUAACAUUGUUUUUACGUUGCACUGUCAGUGAAAGGGAGGGAUUGGAAGUUUGCGUGCGCGCUUGUGUGUGUGUGAGAGAAUGAUUAUGUGUAUGCUGUAUGUGGGUGAGCUGUAUGCUUACACCAAAUAAGGAAAAAGGUGAUUUAAAAAAAAAAGAAGAAAAAAAAGUUAUCUUACGAGUUAUCCUCCACCUCGCUACCUACCUAUUAGUACAUGCCUGUGCUGUUCCGUCAGCUUCUGCUGUGCUAACUGCCCAUUUAUUUCCCAAAUGGCACUCUACUUCCUUUGUAGUGCACUAUGUUGGGAAUUAGGGUGCCAUUUGGGACACCAGCUGGCGGUAUUUUAUUCCACAAUGCUUGUCUUCGAUCUUCUCAAUGUAUUGACUUUAUUGUACAGGGAUGGAUUAUUUGUGUUCAAUUGUUUUUCCUCCACCAUUUGUUUUUGCUUGUACAUAAAAACUUAGAGAAAUCCCA
Molecule: messenger RNA, 7375 nt
Organism: Salvelinus sp. IW2-2015
Lineage: Eukaryota; Metazoa; Chordata; Actinopteri; Salmoniformes; Salmonidae
Product: solute carrier family 12 member 6
Biological process (GO): chloride ion homeostasis; chemical synaptic transmission; potassium ion homeostasis
Cellular component (GO): plasma membrane
Molecular function (GO): potassium:chloride symporter activity
Source: RefSeq, a predicted model, not a curated record